GUGUGAAAGCCCAGCCAUUGACGAGUCAUCGCUGGAGAGGACCCCAGAGCAGACUGAGCCGCUGAGUAACCGCUUUAAACGGGGCAUAUCACUUCAUCCCCGCGGAUUUAUCGCAUCACACACGCCUUAAGGAGCAAAACGGCGGUUGCAGAAGCGGACCGGACUUCCAUGCAGAUUGUGGUUUGGCACAUUUGAGUGAAGCGGUUAUCUUUUAGUCUGGACCCGAACGCAGACAAGCCCAAAAGAGACAGACAGACAGUAAAGUAGUACCAGAGCCGCCACUACAUCUGUGAGCGAACUUGGCAUCUCUGCGCGGUGGGAGGUGUCUGUCUGUUGGUCUGUCGGCUUCGGCUUGUUGCAAGUACCUCUGCCAGGGACUUCUUUCAUAAAAAGGGGUUCAUGUUUUUGUAAUUACUCCAUCUUUGUGUGUGUUUUUCUGCAACCAACUGUGGCUUUAAUGUGACGCACCGGGCUGAUAUUAGUGCUGAAUCUCGAAGAGGAUUCCCACUGCAGAGGAGUUCAGUAAAGGCUCGUUAAUUCAAGUUUUUACCUUCAUACUUCAGCAGGACCAGCACAACCAACACCAAUGUGAUAGUGACAAAGACUCAAGAAGACCAAGCCGGGCCAGGCCAGGCCAGGCCAGCCCUUACCAGACGGGUCAGCUGGGAGAGGGCCUCGUCACAACCUGCCGUUCAAGCUUUAAAGAGAUUUGUCCGUGGCUGUCGGCGUCUGGUUGGUCUUCAGUCCUUCUAUGUUGCAAUCAGCUGUGUCUGGAUGUCGGCAGCAGGAUGGAUUCUGGACUUGAUUUGACCAUUCACACCUCACUGCAGCGCUGGCCACGCUCCCUGACGGACUGCCUGUCGUCCCUCGCCUCCCCAGUCUUUAAGCCCCUUCUUCUUACCUGGGGCGUCCCUCAGCCCUGUAAGGAAGGGCCUUAUAGGAACUGCAGGUUGUCUUGUUAAAACAGCUGACGCUGCAAAGAGGAAGCAGAUCCUAAGUCCUUACAAACUCUUACACAGAACAGGGGUUGCGUUGUCCACUUUCCUGACACGACUAGUUGCCUUUGUGUUUUUCUGAGAAUAUCUCAAGUUGAGUUCCGAAGUUUACACAGAUAGUUUUGUCUAAUUCCUCACUUUUUUUUCUUUAACACAAGUUCUUAUUUAUAUUUCCGUUUUCUUUCCUUUGUGGUCUGAGCCCUGCAGAAGAAUGUCCGAAAGUAGCAACAAAGCAGUAAAAUUCCUCGCCCCUCAUCCCCCGGCGUCCUCUGACUCCCCCUGCCCGUCACCUCAAACCCCCCACAAGAAUGUGAACGGCUCUGCCAGUUCAGACUCGCACGUCGUGGAGAAGAUCGGCGAGCAGCCUGAGGUGCGUCGGCGGCGCCACACCAUGGAGAGAGACUCCAAAACAGCCGAGCACCGCUUCUUCCGCCGCAGUGUUAUUUGUGACUCUAAUGCCACAGCUUUGGACCUGCCCAGCAAAGCAACCGUGCUUCUCACCUCGCCCCCUGACUGUGAAGGGACUACCCUCUUCUUCUCCCCGCAGAUCUGUAGGUCCGAGGAACAAGAACCCGAGGGCGAGAAGAACGCAAGAGGAUCCUACCUGCAAAGUACCGGCUUUCAGCCUUACUCUGACCGUGGCGGGUUGGUCACACAGGGGCAUGCACAUCAUGCUGAGGGAGAUCUAAAUGUCAUCACUGUGGCUGUUCCCGCAAUUAGUAGUGCUGAUUAUGGUGCAAAGGGGCCAACAAAAGAGCCAACCCCGACAGUAUUGGAUGUUACGGAUAGAGCGGCAGGCAAACAGCCUGAUGUCAAGUUGUGUGCCAGAGGGAUGCAGGAAGCACAAUGUUCAUCAAAGGACGAUAAAGUCGAUAAACCAGCACUCGAGGGGAACAUCAGCAGCCCGAUCGAGGAGAAGGACCAGGAGACGGAUGAGGAGAGGGGGCAAGCGAAAGCGAGAGCGGAGCAGAGGGAGGCCGAGAAACGAGUGCAAGAGGACAUAGAGGAGGCAGAGACGAAGGCUGUAGGGACUUCGCCGGACGGACGCUUCCUAAAGUUUGACAUAGAGAUUGGGAGAGGGUCUUUCAAGACCGUGUACAAGGGACUGGAUACGGAGACGACGGUGGAAGUGGCAUGGUGUGAGCUGCAGGACCGUAAGCUGUCCAAGUCGGAGCGCCAGCGGUUCAAAGAGGAAGCCGGGAUGUUGAAGGGUCUCCAGCAUCCUAACAUUGUCCGUUUCUAUGACUCCUGGGAGGGUUUGUGCAAAGGAAAGAAAUGUAUUGUUCUUGUCACUGAGCUCAUGACAUCUGGCACGCUGAAAACAUACCUGAAGCGCUUUAAGGUGAUGAAGAUCAAGGUCCUGCGCUCAUGGUGCCGGCAGAUCCUUAAAGGUCUCCACUUCCUGCACACCAGGGCCCCGCCCAUCAUCCACCGGGACCUGAAGUGCGACAACAUCUUCAUCACGGGGCCCACGGGCUCUGUGAAGAUCGGAGACCUGGGACUGGCCACACUGAAGAGGGCCUCCUUCGCCAAAAGUGUCAUAGGUACCCCGGAGUUUAUGGCUCCUGAGAUGUAUGAGGAGAAGUACGAUGAAUCCGUAGAUGUCUACGCCUUCGGGAUGUGCAUGCUGGAGAUGGCCACCUCCGAGUAUCCCUACUCAGAAUGCCAGAAUGCGGCGCAGAUCUACAGACGGGUAACGAGUGGAGUAAAGCCUGCGAGUUUUGACAAGGUGGCCAUUCCUGAGGUGAAGGAAAUUAUAGAGGGCUGUAUAAGAACAAACAAAGAUGAGAGAUAUGCCAUAAAGACCCUGCUGAACCACGCGUUCUUCCAGGAGGAGACGGGGGUCAGGGUUGAACUUGCCGAGGAGGAGGAUGGGGAGAUGAUUGCUAUAAAACUUUGGCUCAGGAUAGAAGACGUCAAGAAGCUCAAAGGCAAAUAUAAAGAAAACGAAGCCAUCGAAUUCUCCUUUGACCUCAACAGAGAUGUACCUGAAGAUGUGGCGCAGGAAAUGGUUGAGUCUGGCUAUGUUGCCGAGGGUGACCACAAAACCAUGGCCAAGGCGAUCAAGGACCGCGUGUCUCUGAUCCGAAAGAAGAGAGAACAGAGGCAGCUAGUGCGAGAAGAACAGGAGAAGAGGAAGCUGGAGGCUGAGAAACGGCAACAAGAGGCUUUCAAAGCUCCACACACCCAGUCGAAGACAGAAGAAACGGAGGCAGAACAACUUCACCAUCAGCAGACGGGCCUCUCUCACACAUCUGAAGGCGGUUUGGACAGCGGACAGGGCUCCUCGGUUUUCUCCUCCGACUCCCCCCACCUGGGUCAGCUGACCAUGUCUUACAGCUGCCCCCCGUCCUCCCAGCCCCCCUCCCAACCCCAGACCCCGUACCCCCAAACCCCGGCUGCUGCCUCGCAGCAACAUCCAGGUUACUCCCAGCCACCGCAGCCGAUGCAGCAUUCAAUGCCACACCCCUUCGGCGGAGGAGCGAGCUCGGCCGGAGGAGUCCCAACUCUGCCGGAGCCUCCGGCUAUUUUCUUCCCCGCCAUCCCCGAGCGCCCCGUUUCCUUCUCUCCUCCUCCCACCGGCCCUCCGAAGGGCUACAACACCCAGAGACGUAAAAGCACCUCCAUUCUGGAGGCGCACACGCGGCACUUCCAGCCCGCAUACCCUCGCUACGGGAGCACCCUGCACCCGUUUUCUGGGAUGGACACUGCUGAGGGUCCGUCUCUCUUUAUGGUGAAUCCUGGCUUUGCAGCAGCGGCUCAGAGACUCGGCCCUGGCGAUUCUCUGCAUCUACCGGGGCAAUCCGAGCCGACUUUGUAUGGCUAUAAGGACAUGAGAGCGGAACAUGAGGAAGUAGUGAGGCGGCUGAGUCUUAAUCAAGCCGCUUUGUUGGACCAUUACGAAGCAAUGGCGUAUGCGGGGUAUCCGAUGACUGCCCACCAGCUGGGUCACCUGAGUUUCCAUCAUCAGAGGCAAGCAGCAGCUGCAGCAGCGAGCCUGGGCUUUGAUCCUGGUCCUCCACCUCAACCAGGGUUCAUCCACUCACAGAUCAUGCAGAGAAUAAGCGCACACAGCCCAAUACCUCCAACUCUGCCCCCCAUGGCUCCUUCCACCGGUGGUUCAAUGUCUUCUUCGUCGUCCGAGGGUUGCUUUCCUCCACAGCAUGCAUCCUCAUCCCCCCUCCCCAUUUCUGCACCUCCAGUAAUGGCCGAUGCGCCGCCUGCUGGAAGUGUUUUUGAGUUCCAUCUAGCUGCAGCCGCUGCAGCCGCCGCUGCAGACCCAAACCUGCUGGCGUCCAGGAUUUACAGAGCUCGCCGCAGCUCCAUGGACCUCCCUCUGGAGGACAGCUCUGGGACGGGGUCGGGUGGUUCGGGAACCUACAACCGCCUGCAGCCGGUAACGGAGGAGCUCUAUGCCUACAUCAGCCCAGAGCUUCCUUUGCCUCCAGGAAAUCUCCUCCUUCACCACAUCGGUUUGACCGCAAAGGACCGAAGCCCUGAACCGUCCAGCGACUCGCUGGCCUCCUCUGAUGCAGGAGAGUUUCAGUCUCCUCCUCCUCCGAAUCUCCCCGCUCAGUUUGAUUCGUCGGCCGCUCAGACAAUCCCUCGGCCCUCCUCUUCCGCACACUACAAUUCCUCGGGGGGAGCCCUUCUCCAAGAACCCCAGGGUCAUCCGCCUUCAGUCCAGAGCUUUUUCCCUCCUACCCCGUCGUCUGAACUCCCACCUGGCGGCGCGUCGUCAGCUCAGCCAGAGUCCCUGCAGAGUCCCUGGCCCCGGCAGGAAGUCCAACACACUGCAGCCCACCAGGAGUCAUUGCAGGCUGCUGUUCCCCCUCUGCAGCAGGUUCAGACUCCCACCCCUAAACCAAGUUCAGGAACUCCUCUGGUUCCUGCUGCCACACUGCCUGAUCCCACAGGGACUUCCCAACAGUCCGUGUUAUCUGGUCAGAGUUCUGUUUCCCUUCAGAGUCCAACACACAUAACACUGCAGCAGACGUCUGCACAGCCCAGUUUACCUCCGCCAACUUCUACUGUUCCCAUGGCGACCCUCCCUUCUCCGUCGGCUCUUCCGACACUAGUCGUGCCCUCCCUCCCCUCUCCUCUGCCACUCCCUGUUGGGGUGGUGCCUACACUCGUUCCCUCUCCUCUUCCUCCUGUGCCCACACCUGUGCCUCAGCCUUUGGCCACCGUGGUGCCAGUCAUCAGCGUAGUCACCGUCCCUCCUGACUCUCCCAAGGAAGCCCCUCCUAAGUCGGCUUCGCAAGCUUCAGAGCUGUCGCAGGGCCAAUUACAGCCACCCCAAGUUCUCUCAUCUAUAGAAAGCAGCCACUCGGAGACCUCAGGCCUGAGCGACGGAAACGAAGGCGGCGCCGGCCGUCAUGAGGGUCGCUCCACCAAACGGCAUCAGAGGCGUUCUGUGCGAAGCCGGUCGCGCCACGAGAAGACAUCCAAGGCGAAACUCCACGUCCUGAGUAUCUCCAGCCGAGGAGACAGAGUGGCAGAGUGUCAGCUGGAGACUCACAACAGGAAGAUGGUGACAUUUAGGUUUGAUCUAGAUGGAGACAACCCUGAGGAGAUCGCCCAGAUCAUGGUUGAGAGUGAGUUUAUCCUGGAGAGUGAGCGGGAGUCGUUCAUUGAGCAGGUCAGAGAGGUCAUCGAGAAUGCUGAUCAGAAGGGAGACGCAGGUAGUCAGGUGAUUGGUGACAAGGAAGAGCAGAUUCCUGCGAGAAGCAGCCCCAUGCCGGACAUCCCUCCCAGUGCGACAUCACAGGUGGUCCACUCAGCAGGACGGAGAUUCAUCGUUAGUCCUGUACCAGAAGGCCGACUGAAGGACCAAACCCUUCCCCCCUCACCAACACCUUCCCUACCAACUCCAUCUGAAACUGGUCAGUCUCACACUCCUGGCCAAAUAUUGGUAUUUUCCCAGUCUGCGGGAGCAGUCACGUUACAGCAAGCCUUCUCUGAGCUCAGGCAGAGUAAAAACCAGUACGACGCAGGUCCUAACACCGCCCCAGCCUCCGUCCACUCCACACAUCCUCCCCUGCAGCCCGCAGCAGUGGCGGCUUCCCCACACAGCAGUGUAGUCACUCCCUCUGUGGAUUCAAGUCUAAAUCAAGUCAAAGAGCAGCUCACUGAAGCGUCUCCUCCUCCCCUCUCCUCAUCCUCUACCUCUGCACCCCCCGUCUCCUUCAGUCCUCCCUUUUCUCCGUCUCCUCCUCCCACCGUGGUAAAUCAAAUCAUCCUCCAGUCUCAGCCCGUGAUGCAGGCUGCGUCUCGACCACAAGCACAAAGUCAGACGCAAACUCAGCCCCUGGCUUAUAUCCAGCCCCAAACGGUUUCUGCUGCCUCACUGCCUACCUCUGUACCAACGGCCAGCAUCACCAGCAUCUCCAGCAUCCCGCCGACGGUGCUCACUUCCUCUCUUCUAGGCCAGACUGUCCCGUUUGUACCCUCGCCUCCUUCUUCUGCUCUCGAACUCUCGUCAGAAAAUCCGUCAGUCUCCCCCACCUCAGCAUCAGCUAUCCCCACUACCGCCAUCCCAGGUCCACAGAUGUCCCCAGCCUCCUCCGCCCCUCCAGUUCCCGCAGCUGGCUUGUCCACCUCUGUGGGUCUCCAGCCGGUGACCACAACCGUUCCUCUGGUCCAGCCCACUCUGGUCCACUCGCAGCCACAGACUGCAGCCCUGCCGGGGCAGACACACACACACUGUGGAGAAUGUGAAACGAGGACUGAGGCUUCCUCUGAGUCGGUAGGCAAACCGGACGACAUCCAAGCUCUGGACAUGAAGCUGCGCUCGCUCUUCAUGGACCUCGGCGGAGGAGUCCCAUCCACACAGGGAGACAUUUUACCUGCUGACCCCUCCUCUGGAGCCUCGGUGGCCGGUACCUCGUCCCCCAUCAGUGCUGGCCCUACCUCCACCACAUCUGUAACAGCUCCUGGCUCCACCCAGUCGAUCAACCCACCGCUGCCCCCCUCCAGCCUGGCAUUGGGCCCUCUGGGGUCAGCGGCACCCAUGCAAGGCCCGGGGACACCUAUAGCCACCCCAGCAUCGUCCAUCAUCCCUGUCUCUUCUAUGGGCCAGACUACUCCAUCCAAAACUCCCCUAUCCAGGGUUCCGGCCACUUCUCCUUCUUCAGAACUCCUGACACCCUUCCCCGGACCUUGUCUAAUACAGUCACAGCAGCCUCUGGAAGACCUGGACGCCCAGCUGAGGAGAGCAUUGAGUCCAGAAACUGUCCCUGUGAGCUCACACACACAGGUCUCUCUCAGCAGUGUUACUUCAAUAGGACAGCCAAUUCCAUUCUCACUGGAAGGAGAAAAAGCCCCUUCCCCUGCUCCUCCUGCAGGUGGAAUUAAAUUAGGAAGAUUUCAGGUGUCCUUGGCUGCUGAAGAGCCUGCUGUCCAGCGCCCGUCCUGCACCGAGUCUUCCUCCACCACCUCCUCCUCUUCAUCCUCCUCCUCGUCCUCCAGCCUCUCCAGCCCGGAGAACACAUUGCACAAAGACUCCCCGUCCCGUCUGAGAGGGAAAGGAGUAAAAGGCGGAGACGUUGUGGACGGACUCCCCCAGAAGACUCCGGCGGGAUCCCACCUCAUCUCCCCUCUCGGUUCCCCGUGCUGCUCCCCCAAACCCACCACCACCAUCGGCCGCUUCCAGGUUACGACCAACCCUGCGACCCGAGUCGGGCGGUUCUCGGUCAGUCGUGCCCAGGAGGAGACCCAGGAGCCCAAGCAGAGUCCUCCACCUGCUGCACAGGCUGCUGCUAACGGACCCAGCGAUCCCGGACAGGUUCUGUCUCCAGACUCUCCUCAUAAAGCCUCUCUACCAAGCCUGAACAACAACUCCUUCAACAACUCCUACAUGAGCAGCGACAACGACUCUGAAUUUGAGGAUGAAGACUUUAAGCAGGAAGUCAGAGGCCUCAGAGAAAAGCACAUACGUGAAAUUCAGGCCCUCCACUCUCGCCAGAAAGAGGAAAUCGAGCGUUUGUUUACAAGGCUGGGAAAGGUUCCUCCAGCUGCCGUGAUCCCACCCCUCAUCGCCUUUACUGGCAGAAGGCGGCGGCCCACCAAAAGUAAAUCUUCAAAAUCGUCCAGAAGCAGCUCCACCCAUGGCAGCAAGAGCCCUUUGCAGCCAGGCAGCACUUUAUCCGCCCAGAGCGUCCCGGCCGUGUACCCCGGCCAGCUGCCUCUGCUGGCCCCCGGAGUGCUGGUCGACACCGUGCUCCAGCCCCUCAAGCAGUCCGCGUCCAGCGGCAACCUCUGUUCAGCCUACACCAGCGAGGCGGCGCUGUCUGUGCCCAGCUUGUGUGCUCCGACCCCGGGCUGUGUAAAGUUCAGCUGGGGUUCGGAGCGUGUGACCUUCAAGCCGGGUGGCAGGAGGACGCGCUUUCUGAGUACGCCCUGCUUGGCUCUUUGGAAGAUGGUGAAAAAAGUCUGCCCCUGCAACCAGCUCUGUAGGACAAACAGCACCAACGCAGUGAGCGGUUCAGAGGGGCUGGGUCAAAGUCAGGGGGGUUCCCAAUGUCUGGCGCCCAACAUGUCAGCACCCCACCAGAGGAAAGGAACCUUCACCGACGACCUCCAUAAACUGGUGGACAACUGGGCCAGGGAUGCCAUGAACCUCUCACAGGGUAAAAGGAGUGCCAAACAGCAGCAGCUGCAGCAGGCCCCAGCACAGGGACACAGUUAUGAGGUUACCCAGUCGGCCAGUCUGGGCAGGAAGUACUCGGCUCCCAGCCAGCUGUGUCCCUGCAGCAUCGGAGGCUCCGCCCACCUCCCUGCAAACCCCACCAGCGCUACCUCUCUGGCUGCCAGAAAAGGCUCCCUCUGCCACCCUCCCGCCUCCUCUACCCCGCCCCAACUCCAGCCCCCCCAGUUUAUCCCCUACGCCCCCAGUGCCGCCUACACCGCCCAGUGGUGCGGUCCGGCUCACAGCAUGACGAACCCGCAGCAAGCACCAACGCAGCCUCUCUUAGUCAGCGCCUCCCAGCCUCUGGGGCCCUACCCUCCUCCACAGGGCCAUCUACCGGGACAGGGCCCCUACCUGCUCACUACCACUUUGCAGAAGUCAGUGAGCAGCCCAGGGGGGCCGAACAUGAGGACCACGUAGGGGCUGGGCGCCCGGGCCGGUUUUACUGACGGAUAGCCCAGUUGGACAAGUGAAAGGCGGCUUGUUUUGCAGCCAGAGAAAGAGGAGAUGCACUGGAGUGGAGAAAAUAAAAAUCAUAGCAGGAAAACAAAAUAUUAGCAGUGUGUAGGUGAGGCGCCCUCCUUGCUGUGGGGUUGUGAGAACCAGCCAAAGGAUCAAACAGAAAGGAAAAGAAAUGCAUGUUUUGUUUAAAGGUUUCUGAUCAAGUGCAGUGUUUGUUGGGUGCAUCACAGCAAAUGGGGAUGUCUUUGAAAAGUUCAUUUUUUUCAGUAUGUUAAUUCAGUAAUGACAAAUAGAUUCAUUACACACAGAGUGAUAUAACUGAAGGAUUCAUUCCUGUUGUUUUUUAUGAUUAUGGGUUACAGAUGAUGAGAGCAAAAUUAGCAAAAAAGCAAUAACUUUUAUUUUAAAAAAUCUAGUGUUUUGACCUUGUUGCGACUCACACAAUCAGAAGUUACCACAGUUUUUCCUUCCACUGAACUUCUGACGUUAAUAUGUUUGAUACAGAACUCUGUUACCAGCCAGAUUCUUCAGAAACAAUCUGCUGGAUCGCUGUCAAGAACAUCAUAUUCUGAUUUUCUGAGAAACGGAGUUCUGAAUUUUUAUCACAUGUGGUGUAGAAUUAUCAACAUUAAGAAACAAAACCCUGAGAUUCAUCACUGUGUGUAAUGAAUCCAUAUAACUCUUGUGUGUCACAGUUUGAAUUAAGCUACUGAAGUAAACAAACUUUCCAAUGAUUUGUUAGUUUACUGAGAUUCACCUCUAAGAUGAUUGUUUAGAAGAAUUUUUUUUUUUAAAUAUUUGCAAUUGUUUUCUUUUUAAAACAAAGUCUCAGAGUGAAUCCAGCAAAGCACCAGGGCAAAUACAGCCGUUUGCACACAAAAGUAUGAGUUCAGUGUGUGUGAUCUUAAAAAGCACAACAACACAAAAAUAUCGCAAAACCAGUGCAUAUCAAGGAGUUGUACCUCAGUUGGUUUUGUUUUGGGUUUUUUUUCCUCCCUCCGAUCAAUUAUUUAACAAGUUGGGGAAGAGGAGGAAAACGGGCCUCAUCUGCUCACCGUUUGGGCCAAGCAGCUGCCUCUACACUCCAGAUGCCUCCUCCUCGUCACGACUCCGCCUCAUCCUCUCACCCCACCGCUCACCUUUCCGUGUCGCCGUGUGAAGCAAUAACAGCAGCAACCUUUUAGGAAGGAAAGGGGGGAACAAAAAGAAAAAAGCUCAAAUUGAGAAAAACAAGUGGCCUUGUUAUCAGAAUAAUAUCAGAGUCCUUGUACAGUUUUAUUUUAUUUUUUUCUCUGAAUGUCUGCUUAUGAUGAUUCCAUUUUGGUGUUUAUUUUGGUUUUGUUGGGUUUGUUUUGCUCGCUGCCGCCACACACACACACACACACACACACAAUGCACAAGACGUUCACAAAAAAGCAAAUGCAUGCACACAGACAAGGCGUGGCAGCAGUUUAACUGACUUAGACUCACAGAUGUAUGCCUCAUUUCUGACUAGGCUGUUUUCAACGUUUGGGUUGAAAUAAUUGCAAAUGUAAAUUACUAUAUUAAUGUUAUUCUAUUUAAGAAGAAACAAAUAAUAAUAAAUAAAAAAAACGUGUUCUGUCAACGGACCUGUUACGUGCACAUCGCUGUACGAUGUGGAGACACUGUGAUUAUUCUUGUUUAUUCUUAGCAAAAAAAAAAAUGUUGUUGGACAACAUUAGUUUUUAGGGCGACGCGUCACAAAAAGCAUUCAGAGAGCGGUUCGAGUUGUUUCCUUUUCAGUUCAAUGGCUUUCCAUCAAAAAUUUGAAAACAAGAAUGCAAAACCAGGCACGGGCUGGUAAUUUUAAACAAAAAUGUCCAAAUCUCAAAGCACUUUCAAAACUACCAAAAUCAGGCCGUUCCUAGAGUUUGUUGCUUCGAAGCACCAGAGAAAGUGAUUUUGCGACAGGAACCUCAAAGACUGUGCAUUUAUGUUUCUAACUGGAAAAAAAUAGCAAAUUAUUCCUCCUCGUUGCAAGGAAAGAGUGACAUUUCUUACAGUAAAAUGGCAAUUUGCUGCAGUGGAUGGAGACGGUGCGAAACUGUUUGUCUAAUUUGUAUACAGCCAGAUAAAUCUGAUUGCUAUAGCACUUUGUCUUAUUAAAAUUACCUAAACUGCAACAGUAUUGCAGAAAAUUCAGCAAUUUUUGACACUUUAAAAUUUUACUGUGCUGGAAACUGCUUACAUUGGGAUUUUGUUCCUUUUUAUUAUGCAAGGGAGAAGUUUUGCAUUUUUUUCAGGCUGCAACAGUUUCUUUGGCAUUUCCCUUGAAGGACUUUAAAUCAUAGAAACAUUAUCACAGAGGAUUAUUCCCCAUUUUGAAACUGUAUGUUAUCUAAAACCUUGAAUCCGGUAACAGGCCCAUGCCUCGUGACAUUUCUUUCAAAAAAAAAAAAAAAAUCAUCCUGGCAUCCAUAUUCAAGCUUGUAUUUUUAAAAAAAUCCAAUGCCUUAUUGAUAGCUGAUCAGCUUCUCUGAUUACUUAUCGAACUGAAAGUGGAAACCGACCUCGUUCCUGCGUUCGAAUGGCCGGAUAGUUGAUAUUUAGAUAAUAAAAUAAAGCUAGCUAUUUUUUUCUUAAUACAGUACUUAUAUGUCAGACACUUUAAACACGCCCUUCUGCUCCCUUUCCACCCUGGUAUUGUUGGAUGAAUGUGAAUGUAUAAACCAAUGGUGUCCAUUUUAAUGUACUUGAAAAGAAAAACUGUUUUGUCUUUUUAUUUUCACUGUCUUUGCCCCUCAAUCUUAGAGCCUCGGGUUAAAACCGGAGGAACUUAUAGUGCCUUGCAUCCUUCCUGUAGCUUGUCGGUUGGAAGCGGCAGAAUGUGUUUGGAUUUUACCUGAGCCGACGAUGGUUGGAUGCGCUUGAAGGUGCGACGGUGAUAAACGAGGAGUUUACUUUCUGCAAAAAAUGCAAAUAUUUGACUGCUGUUCUAGUUGGACGAAAUAGAUGGGAAGGUAAAUCUGUCGUCACUCUGCCGCUGUUCAAUCCACGAGUUGUUAAAGGUUAGAAAAGGCAGCCGUCAAUCGCCAGUGUUGUUUUCUGUUGCUGUGAGUCUUUUCAUUUUUAAGGAGGGAAGUUGUUAAAGAUUGUAUCUGAAACUUGGACCACUCUGUACUCUGAGUGCAACAUACUGCUUUCUUAACCUGAACCGAAAGUUUCACUUGAGGUUGUUUUGCAUAAAAAAUAUAUCUUAUUUUAAGACAUCCUUAAUUUUCCUCUGAAUAGUUUGACAUGAGCUGCACAGGGGUUCUGUAAAAUGCAGAAGAAGGAGCUGAAAAUCUCACUCUUCUAAAUGCAGCACUGUAUUUCAGAAGGAAGGGUUUAGCUACAUUAAUGUAGCUGUGUAAACAGUAUUUGUAAUCAAAUUCAAGAUAAAUCGAUUUUAAAAAUCCUCCUAAAAUAUUUUCAGAUAUGCCUAAUUUCACCAGAAUGUGCUGUAUUUGGUUACUGGGGAUGCAGUGGUUGUGUAAAACGUGGUAGCAGUGAAUGGAAGCAGCUAAAAGUCUCAUAUUCUUUACAAAAUCAAUUUCUAUUCUUAGUAUGCUAAAGGAUAGUGAGUUUUUAGUUAGCAAACUUACUGUCCUGUAAGUUUGGAGUAUUUUUGAGUGCUUGAUGCUUAUUUUUUUUCACCCUAGUUUGGGUCACAGUUUUUGUUUCUUGCCAUUUUUCCACUGAGAAUAGGUAAAUAUUUCUUUAGAUGCAUACGUUUGAGGCGGCACAAAUGGAAAUUCAGCUAAUUUUACUCCAAAAUGUCUAGGAAUUUGGAAGUGUAAGCACAGUGAUGGUUUUGUUUCUGGGGAAUGUAUUCAGUUUGAGUUACAUCACUCUAAAGCCCUUUUUUUUUCUAAACAUUUCAAAUAUAUCUUGUGCAAAUUUGGUGGUUUGUAUUGUGAUAUUUUCCCCAUCCCAAAAACAUUUUUCGUUUUUUUUCUUAUGUUAAAACUGUGAAUGCUCUCUGAACCAGACAUUUGUGCUUUUUUAUUUAUUUAUUUAUUUAUUUUUAAUGGCGGAAAAACAUCAGAAGAAAACAGAUUUAACAGCAUUUCAUUGCUGGAGCUGCUCCAGUUGCCAGGCAAAAGUAUUGCUAAUUAUUUCCACAUUUAACUUGUUCCCCAUUUAAAUAAGUACUUGCAGUGCAGAGCAGUAAAGUUAAAGUGACCCUAUGCCAUGAAGCUAUAAAAGUGUAGGACUAAAAGCCAAUGCCGCUUUAAUACAACAUUAGCAGCGUUGCUUUUAUCCCCUUGUGUCAAGAAAGCAUUUUGUCAAUCGUAGCAUUAGUUUCUCUUACCUAAACAUUCUUUUGUUUUGACAUCUUUAUCAGCUUGGUCCUUUUUUAUUAUAAUUUUUAAGUCUCAGUUGUUUUACGAGCUGUUUUAAAGCUUGUGGGCUCCUUCUUCUGCACUGUGCUCAGCGUCGUACAGAAGGGGUUGAGCAAAUGACGGAAACCGGAAAAAAUGACACCUGGAGCGGUAUGUUUUGCACUUACAGUAUAGAGUGUUCCAGCUUCGAAUUAAAAAAGAUUUGCGCUACAACACAAUGAAAUUUGUUACUUUAUUUGUAAAAACUUAAUAAAUAAAGUUGUUUAAAUGAAUGGAAGAGA
Gambusia affinis (western mosquitofish) is the source of this 13774-nucleotide messenger RNA. RefSeq names its product WNK lysine deficient protein kinase 1b (gene wnk1b). Gene Ontology annotation, biological process: negative regulation of sodium ion transport; monoatomic ion homeostasis; intracellular signal transduction. Gene Ontology annotation, cellular component: cytoplasm; cytosol. The record is from RefSeq and is a predicted model, not a curated record. Gene Ontology annotation, molecular function: ATP binding; protein serine/threonine kinase activity; potassium channel inhibitor activity. The transcript is spliced from 38 exons. Bases 1207 to 9105 code for a protein of 2632 amino acids. Lineage: Eukaryota; Metazoa; Chordata; Actinopteri; Cyprinodontiformes; Poeciliidae.